AUGGCUUCGAUCUUGUCCACCAUCAUGUUUGCGGCUCCUGACUUGCCUUUGGCGCUGCCGUCCGUCAGCUCGGCUGCCAGCAUGGCCACGCAAGCUUCUGUUGCUUCCCGAAGCUCUGCUUCGAUUGCAGCCACCGUGUCUGCAAGCGUUGCCUCAAUUGCUUCGAUUGCAUCCACAGUCUCCGCCACGGUUGCUUCGGCAUCGUCUGCAUCAGUUGCCUCAGAAUCGUCUGCAUCAAUUGCCUCAGCAUCAUCAGCGUCAAUGGCCUCGGCAUCAUCAGCGUCAAUCGCCUCGGCAUCGUCAGAAUCGGCGGCGUCAGCAUCAGCUGCCUCAGGAUCAUCAGCAUCAGCCGCCUCGGCAUCGUCAGCAUCGGGCGCGCCCGUAGUCUCAGACACAGCACCCCCACCGAACAGCAGCAGCUUUUCCGUUGCGCCUGUCGCUGGCGCGGUCGGUGGCGGUGCUGGUUUGAUCAUUGUGAUUGUGCUCGUCGUCCUUUUGCGACAACGUCGGCGCCGACAACAGAAAAGUAACCCCAAUUUGAAAACCAAGCCAUCUUCUGUCCCUGCUAUUCACUCCUUGGAGCUUCAAGAGCCGAUGUAUACAACUCCUGCUGCGAUUUACGCCGCUGCUGCGUCGUCGACCGUCGUUUAUGCCGAAGCAUCGGACAACACCACGUAUCCCUCCGCCCCCGGUUUCACUGAAGCAACUGCGGGCGAUGCAUUCAGCAAUUACGCAGGAAAUGUUCGCAGCCCGACGUACGACAACGCUAAUGUAGGCGCUGCAGGUGCGAGCUCUAUGACUGCAGCCAUUUACCCACGGGUCGAUGCAUCCCAAAGUAGCAAGCCAGCAACAGACAGCUUGUAUGACAAAGUAGUGGCCGUGGUCGACUUGGAGGAGUACAACUCGGCAACGUCGAGCAGGAUUUACGACUACGCCCUCCCACUCACUCACCUUUUGCGCGAACGGCUCGACUUUGGCUCGCAGCUUGGAUCUGGUGCCUUUGGCGUGGUGCGGCUUGGACAACUGCCCCGCUCUUUGGUUCCGGCCAUGGCGCGAGAUCUGCUGGUCACUCCUAACCAACCCUUCUUGAACGUUGCAAUCAAAACGCUCCAGGAAGGUGCCAGCGAGAAAAACCGCAGCGAAUUUGUGGAAGAGGCAAGCAUGGUGGCCAAGUUCAACAACCCCAACAUUGUGCGGGCUAUCGCAGUGCUGCUCGAGGCUGAGCCAUGCAUGAUUAUCUUGGAACUCAUGCCUUUCGGCGAUUUGCGCAAAGUGAUGCAGCAGUCCAAGCAGCAAAACCUCUCGUGGACCUUAGCCGAAUUCGGGCAUGUGCUCGCUCAGGUGGCCUCCGGUUUGGAGUACCUGGCGUCUAUCCGUUUUGUGCAUCGCGAUCUUGCGGCUCGCAACUGCCUGGUAGGAGCUGGGUUGUCGGUGAAGAUUUCCGACUUUGGACUUUCUCGGUCGUUGUCUGUCAAGGAUUACUAUCACAUGGAAACCAAAGGGCGUCUGCCAGUCAGGUGGAUGGCUCCAGAGUCGCUCAGCUUCUUCAAGUUCUCACACGAAAGCGAUAUUUGGUCGUUUGGUGUUCUUUCUUGGGAGGUCUUCUCGUACGGCACGUCUCCGUUUGCAAAGGUGCUCGGCCGCGACCUUCUUGCUCACAUCGAAGCUGGAAACCGACUGGCUCAACCAAAGGAUUGCCCAUUCCACACUUACGUGCUGCUCCUUUCGUGCUGGCAACUGGAACCCGAAAAACGUCCGACCGGUGCUACGCUGCGCCAGGCAUUCAGAGAGAUGGCCCUGCAUCAACCGGUUCGUGAUAUCGGCGCGUUGUGA
Molecule: messenger RNA, 1833 nt
Organism: Capsaspora owczarzaki ATCC 30864
Lineage: Eukaryota; Filasterea; Ministeriida; Capsasporidae
Product: tyrosine-protein kinase transforming protein ros
Exons: 3
Coding region: 1-1833 (610 amino acids)
Biological process (GO): multicellular organism development; positive regulation of kinase activity; protein phosphorylation
Cellular component (GO): signaling receptor complex
Molecular function (GO): ATP binding; transmembrane receptor protein tyrosine kinase activity
Source: RefSeq, a predicted model, not a curated record